Prunus armeniaca (apricot) is the source of this 1419-nucleotide messenger RNA. NCBI's taxonomy places the organism in Eukaryota, Viridiplantae, Streptophyta, Magnoliopsida, Rosales, Rosaceae. The record is from the annotation of a GenBank genome assembly.
AUGUUGGCUCAGAAGCAAGCAGAGGAAGCAAUAGUCUCCAACUUUACCGAGGCUCAUGAUCAUGAGGGAAAGGAAGAUCAUCAUCAAGACAAGGAGGAAGAAAACACCUCCUUGUUUAAUGUCAAGAACUUUCUCUGGCAUGGUGGCUCUGUUUGGGACGCUUGGUUCAGCUGUGCUUCCAAUCAAGUAGCUCAAGUGCUUUUGACACUGCCAUACUCAUUCUCUCAGCUGGGAUUAUUAUCAGGCAUCUUGCUGCAAAUAUUCUAUGGAAUCGUUGGAAGCUGGACUGCUUACCUGAUCAGUGUGCUCUACAUAGAGUACAGAAGCAGGAAGGAGAAAGAGAACGUUAACUUCAAGAACCACGUUAUCCAGUGGUUUGAAGUCCUUGAUGGGUUACUUGGUCCAUACUGGAAAGCUGUGGGGCUUGCUUUCAACUGUACCUUCCUCCUAUUUGGAUCCGUCAUACAGCUUAUUGCUUGUGCAAGGACAUGGACCUACAUCUUCGGAGCUUGCUGUGCCACUACAGUUUUCAUUCCUUCUUUCCAUAACUAUCGGAUUUGGUCCUUUCUUGGCCUUGGAAUGACCACUUACACAGCCUGGUACUUGACCAUUGCAGCUGUUGUUCAUGGCCAGACUGAAGGAGUAACACACACAGCUCCCACAAAGCUUGUGCUGUAUUUCACCGGCGCCACCAACAUACUAUACACGUUUGGCGGCCAUGCUGUCACAGUGGAAAUCAUGCAUGCCAUGUGGAAGCCACAGAAAUUCAAGUACAUCUACUUGUUUGCCACAGUGUACGUUUUCACACUUACAAUUCCUUCUGCUACCUCUGUCUACUGGGCUUUUGGUGAUGAGCUCCUCAACCAUUCCAAUGCCUUCUCUCUCCUCCCCAAGAAUGCCUGGCGUGAUGCCGCUGUUAUUUUAAUGCUCAUUCACCAGUUUAUAACAUUUGGGUUUGCAUGUACACCAUUGUACUUUGUGUGGGAGAAGGUGAUUGGCAUGCAUGACACAAAGAGCAUUUGCUUGAGGGCACUGGCUAGGCUUCCAGUUGUGAUCCCAAUUUGGUUCUUGGCUAUAAUAUUUCCUUUCUUUGGGCCCAUUAACUCUGCAGUUGGGGCUCUCCUGGUUAGCUUCACAGUCUACAUCAUCCCAUCUUUAGCUCAUAUGCUCACAUACAGAAAAGCCUCUGCUAGACAGAAUGCUGCAGAGAAGCCUCCUUUCUUUUUACCAAGCUGGACUGCCAUGUAUGUGAUCAACUCCUUCAUAGUUGUGUGGGUUCUGGUGAUCGGGUUCGGGUUCGGUGGAUGGGCCAGCAUGACCAACUUUGUGAGGCAAGUGGACACAUUUGGGCUCUUUGCCAAGUGCUAUCAAUGCAAGCCUCCAAAACCACUGCCAGCAGCAGCAGCUCCUCACCACUAA